AUGUCUGCAAUGUCUCUGUUAUUGUUUUUGAUUUUGUUACAUCAAGUUCAAAGUGUUGACAAGGUGAUCUCAUUGACAAACAUCGAUGCCUCCUAUGUGAUUUCCGGUUACCUAUUCCAGACAUACACAAAUAUCAUCGUCGAGAACAAGGAUAAUUCGCGCGGAUUGAUUUGGGUGAUUUCAACAGCAAUCGGUGCCACACAACCACAAGCUCGAAUUGUUGACGAAACGGGAAACUAUUCGUUUGUUUUAUCUACUAGCAGUCCCCGCUUCGGCUAUUUUGGCCCAGGAAAGUUGACUCUUUCUUUGGGAGCUGAUCGAAAUCGCAAUUUCGUCAUUCACUUUUUGCGAACUGAUGAGACAAAGCGAAACGCUGUCUUUCCAUACGACACUGGGAUCACUUCUGUUUCCGCUAAUAGCAAAACAAUGGGAGUCAUGGCGAGCGAUAGUGGACCAAUGAUGUAUACGUUUGUCUCUUCUGAUUUCACUGCUUUUUCCUCAAAUGGAGUGCUUGGUCGGAGAGGGCUCAGACGAGAUUCGGUCGCAAGAUACAGAACGAGCUACUAUAUCUAUGGCUAUGGAGUGACAUUCUUAGUGCCGGCUGGAUGUGAUGCUGGCUAUGCGUGCAUGGGAAGCAAUGAGACAAGACCCGACGAGAAUUCGAUGGGUUUCUUCAUGAGUUCCCAGUAUCCCGGUGUUUUCAAUACGGAAUGGUCUGGGACGAUUUUAACAUCGCAACUCCAAUCGUGGACUUCUCCAUCGAAUAUCACUUUCACUGUGCAAUCGGUGGACCCAGGAAAAACUGGCUAUUUGGCGAUCACACUCGGACAAUCAGCGACGGGCGAACUAAAGAAUUUUACCGAGAUAACGACCACACCAACCACACUUUCAAGCGUCGCUAAUCGAUUUAUGAUUUCCUGGCAACCAUCGGAUGAUGUGAAGUACGGUUAUUUGGCCAGAUGGUCGACCUAUUUAGCCAACUCACCAACAGUGAACGGUGGAGGGAGCGUGGCCGACGAUGAUGUGAGCGUCGAAGAAUACAGCUAUGAAGAUGAAGACGAAGAGGAGUGGUCAUAUUAUGAAGAGACAGAAGAGGAAGAGGAGGAGCCCCAGCUUCAAGCGGCAUUUCCAAAACCAAAAGAUGAUAAGAAAGAUGAUAAGAAAGAUGAUAAGAAAGACGAGAAAAAGGAGGAGAAAAAGCCUGAUGAGCCGGCAACUUCGGUUACUUUUAGUUUGCCAAAGUUGAAAGCCGAGCCACCUCCAAAGAAACCCGAAUCUGACGAGGAAAGCUAUGAUGAGGAUGAGGAUGAGGAGUGGUCUGAUGAGGAAUGGUCCGAGUACAGUGAUGAGGAAUCGGAGAUGGAAGUGGAACCAGUCGGCGACACGGGAAAACUCGAUGAGAAGAAAUUCCCGAAGUUGAAAACAGAAGAACCAGAAACUGCUCAAAAGAAAGAUGAGCCAAAGAAACCCGUUCCAAAACUGAAACAACAAGAUUCUGAGCCUGAAGUGGAGGCAGCUUUCGCAUUGCCGAAAAAGGUUGAUGAAAAGAAGCCAAAGUUGAAGAUUGAUGAAGAACCGGAGAGCUCAUUCACUUUACCAAUUGGUAAAAAGCCUCCAAUAAAACGACAUGCGACUGAGGAAGAGGAGUUGCCUUGUGAAGAAAUUGGAGAACCACAAAAGAAGAAAGAUCCAAAGAUUUCUCUGAAAGAAGUGCCGAAAAAAGCGGAACCAACUUUGAAAAGAAAACCGGAAGAAGAGAAAGAAACACCACCUACAAAAAAAGCUGAAGUGGACAAGCCAGUGGACAAGCCAGUGGACAAGCCAGUGGACAAGCCAGUGGACAAGCCAGUGGACAAGCCAGUGGCUAAGCCAGUUGAGCCAGCUAAGAAACCUGGAGUUACAGCUGGAAAAAGACCGGCCAUUGAUGACGAGGUACCAUGUGAAGAGAUUGGGAAGCCAGCUGCAAAAAAAGACCCAAAGAUUGCUUUCAAAGAGCCGGAAAAGCCUCCAGCUAAACCAGCUGAUGCAAAGAAACUGGAGACGAAAAAACCUGAACCUUUGAAGAUCCCUGAUAAAGUUUCCACAAAACCAAAAGAGCCUGCAAAAGCUGAAGAAGCACCGAAAAGUCCUCCAAUGGUAUUUUAUGGAGAAAGCUUUACUUUGGCUGAACCAAAGAAGCCUGCUGCAAAGCCGGAUCCUAAAAAGGAACCAGUAAAGGAUAAAAAAGAGCCACUAAAGCCUCCAGCUAAGUCAGCUCCAGCUCCAGGUGAUAAAGAGUUGCCUGCUGAACAAGCGGGGAAGCCAGAUUCAAAAAAAGAUCCCAAAAUUUCUUUCAAAGAACCAGAGAAGCCGAAAGAGGCUGUAAAACCAACUGCUACAAAGCCUACUCCAACCAAACCUGUUGGAAAACCGCCUGGUUUUGAUGAAGAGUUGCCGUGUGAAGAGCUUGGUGGGCCGACUCCAAAGAAAGAUCCUAAGCUGAGUUUUAAAGAUCCAGUCAAGCCGACAGCAACACCUGCACCUGAUCCAAAAGCUGAUACUCUUGCUACAAAACCUGGAGAUAAGCCAAAGAGUAUUAUACCGGUUAAGCUAGCUACACCGGCACAGAAAACACCUUUGAAACCUGGUGAAGAUGAGGAGUUACCAUCUGAAGAUUUAGGUGGGCCUUCUGCUAAGAAAGAUCCAAAGAUCAAUUUUAAAGAACCAGUCAAACCAGUGGAUCUAAAGAAACCAGCUUCUAAGCCAGUUGAGCCAGCUUCUAAGCCUUUAACACCAGCAAAGCCUGCUACAAAAGCUUUGGAGCCAACUUCUGCAAAGCCUGGAGAGCCAGCGAAAGUUAAACCUUUACUCAAGAAACCUGAUGAUGACGAAGAGUUGCCAUGUGAAGAUCUUGGAGCGCCAGCACUUGCAAAGAAGCCAACUCCGACUUUCAAAACACCACAAAAGACUGAACCAGUCAAGAAAUCGGAUGAACCGUUAGCUAAACCAACAGCGGCUAAACCUAUUCCAAAACUGAAGUUGCCAGUGACCAAGGCUCCGGCUAAACCAAUAACAGCUCCAAAGAAGCCUGGCGAUUCUGAAGGUCCGGCUGAUUUGUUGGGAGGACCAGAUAAAAAGAAGUCUAUUCCGAAAUUCAAAGAGCCUACUGAUGAGCCAAAAUCAACUACUCCAGCAAAACCGACAACAACCCCUGCUCCGGCUAAACCAGCAGCUACUCCUGUUACACCGGCUGCAACAGCCCCCGCAAAGCCAGCUGCAACAACUCCUGCAAAGCCAGCUGCAAAAGCGCCACUUAAACCUAUACCGACUUCAGAUGAUGAAGAGCCAGCUGAAGAAGUGUCUCUACCGUUGCCAAAAAAGCCAGUGGCCAAAGCACCAGUCAAGCCAAUUACUGCACCGAAAAAGCCAGGAGACACGGAUGAUCCGGCUGAUUUGUUGGGAGGGCCAGAGAAAAAGAAGCCGGUACCUAAGUUUAAAGAUCCCACAGAUGAAGAACCGAAAAAGCCUGCAGAGGCUAAGCCAACUACACCAGCUAAACCAGCUGCCACACCGGCUAAACCAGCUGCUGCGCCUGUUAAACCAGCAACUACCCCAGCAAAGCCAGCUACAAAAGCGCCACUUAAACCCAUACCAACUUCUGAUGAUGAGGAACCGGCUGAAGAGAUUUCUCUUCCAUUGCCGAAGAAACCAGUUGCUCCAGUGACCAAGGCUCCCACUAAACCAACAACAGCUCCAAAAAAGCCUGGCGAUUCGGAAGAUCCGGCUGAUUUGUUAGGUGGACCAGAUAAAAAGAAGCCUGUUCCGAAAUUCAAAGAACCUACUGAUGAGCCAAAAUCAACUACUCCAGCAAAACCAACAACAACUCCAGCUCCGGCUAAACCAGCAGCUACUCUUGUUAAACCACCUGCAACAACUCCAGCAAAACCAGCUACAAAAGCGCCACUUAAACCUAUACCAACUUCCGAUGAUGAAGAACCGGCUGAAGAGAUUUCUCUUCCAUUACCAAAGAAACCGGUUGCCCCUGUAACUAAAGAACCAGCUAAGCCAACAACACCAGCCAAACCGGCAACUACUCCAGCAACGAAAGUACCUACCACUCCUGCUAAACCGGCAGCGACUCCAGCUCUAGCUCCACCAGCUAAACCGGCGGCUGCACCAGCUAAACCAACAACCCCGGCAGCUAAACCUCCGCUAAAACUAAAACCGACUUCUGAUGAUGAGGAACCGGCUGAAGAGAUUUCUCUUCCAUUGCCGAAGAAACCAGUUGCUCCAGUGACCAAGGCUCCCGCUAAACCAACAACAGCUCCAAAAAAGCCUGGCGAUUCGGAAGAUCCGGCUGAUUUGUUGGGAGGACCAGAUAAAAAGAAGCCUGAACCAAAGAAAUUGAAAUGGUGUCCACCACCAAAAGCUCCACUAGAAGCUAUCCCAUUGAGCACCGAACCACCGGAAAAAACGAUUGUCGAGAAGAAUAAGGAACCCGAUGCAGAACGACCAACAAAGAGAUAUUUGAAGAGACCAAAACAUACACCAGUAAACAUUCCAGUCUCUGGAAUGGGCGCUUUCGGACAUCCACGACCAGAGAAUGCUAAAGUCGAUCAUGGAGCAAAGCCACUUGUACAAGGUCCACUAAACACCGGAACGGUGUUGCCGAUGUGGAACGAUGAGACAAAGUGUGCGAAUAGGAAAGGGGAUAAACCGUUUGGACAACUCGUGGAAAUGUUGAUGACAUUGUGGACAAUCACAAGUAUCAAACGAGUCCGGAGAAGU
Molecule: messenger RNA, 4767 nt
Organism: Mesorhabditis belari
Lineage: Eukaryota; Metazoa; Nematoda; Chromadorea; Rhabditida; Rhabditidae
Source: the annotation of a GenBank genome assembly